Molecule: messenger RNA, 374 nt
Organism: Parasteatoda tepidariorum (common house spider)
Lineage: Eukaryota; Metazoa; Arthropoda; Arachnida; Araneae; Theridiidae
Source: RefSeq, a predicted model, not a curated record
AAGAGGUUGGAAAAUCUUCUUCAAGUUAAAAAAGAUUAUGAAUUGUCCAAAACUAAUCUUCAAUCUUGGCUCGUAGAGAUGGAUCAGCUUUUGCAACCGAAUCUAGAUGUAUCUGGAGAUAAAGAAACUUUGCAAACCAAAUUGCAAUUUCUAAAGGACCUGAUGGUUAAAAAGGAAGAAAACGCUCCAAAGCUUUCAUCUGUCAUCGAUGCAGGUGAAGUGAUAUACCUUAGUCUGAGUAUAGAAGGCCGAGAUGAAAUACGUAAAGAAAUGAGAUUGCUAAGAGAUACUUGGGAUGACGAGUGGGAGAAAGUCCAGUCUGCGAUGAAGAACAUCGAAUCAUCGUUGAUGGCAUGGGGAACAUUUGAAGAAAG